AUGCACAAAAAGAGACAACAAGCACCUCUAAGUGGCCAGAAGUGUGCUCACUACCCAAUUACGAGGCAGAGACAGUGGCCCGGUUUCUCGUGGAUCAAGUCUUCACACGGUUUGGUGUACCCAGGGAGCUGCACUCUGACCAGGGGCAUGAGUCUGAGUCUUGAGUCUCGAGUCGAAAACACAAUGGUGAGGGUGAGCGGCGCGCUGCCCUACGUUUCCCUUCUUCUUGUGGUGGGCUACGACUCCGCCCACGCCUAUUCCCCGGACGACCACGGCUAUGACACUCCAGGUGGGGACGAGGUGUGGCGGUCAGGUCUUCCCCCGGUGCUGACGGAGUGGCACCUCUCUCCUCUUCCCACUGCCUCGCCCAAGGAAUCUCAUAAAGCUGGAUAUGCCCUUCACGAUGGAGCGGACACCACUGAGGACUGGGUUUCAGCAAGCAUACUUGCUACGCCCAGUUCGUGGGGAGAAGCAGAGACGGGUGCGACGCCCCACUAUGCCCGCGGGAAGAGGAAAACCUGGCAUCCCUUUGAUCCUCGAGCUGUCCGAUCCGGGGAGUCUGGGAGCGUCGGCUCACAUCAGGAGUUAAUAGAAGAUGGCCUGGAGGACCUGCUCUCUCUGUACCCUGGCAGCUGGGGUAGCAAGGAGGAGAGAAGAGUAGGGCGAGGCAGAGUCUCACACGGGCGACACAAGCUGCGACACGGCAAGAGGCGUCGCCACCAUCCCCGUACUUUACUGCUGCUUGAGGCAGGACUCAGCAUGGGAGCAAGUGAAAACAGUGAAACGACACUGUCCUCACACCCCAACCCCACCCUCUCGUCCGUGUCACACUCAGAAAGGAAACUCUCCACCCCAAAUUCCCAAUCUUCGUCCCCAACACAACAGGGAAGGGAGCGCAGCUCAUACUCUCCUGUGGGAACGGACACGCCCACACCGACCAGUGUGCCACUGCUCAACCUGCCUCUUACAUUCACCUCACGCUCCGAUGACCCGCCAGAAAAACAGCAGAACUCAUCGGUGGCACUCCACAGUGGAAUCACGGGACAACCGUCAGAGUGGUCAAGCCCUGGUGGGCCCAUAGGAGCACCGCCUACCACCUCCCAGCGUCUUAAUGGCCCUCAGGACGACCUUCUCCAGCAUAACCUCGCCUCUAUACGUGCCCACCCUACAGAAGGGCUGCUGUGGGAGCAGAUCAAGGGAGCAGGCAAGGUACCGUCUCAAAGUCAGAUUGUAACUCAUGAAGCUCCCAGACUUGUGGCAGGGCGUGGCAGCCCGGAGAGGUCUUCCCAACCCCUCCCUUCCACUUACCAAGAUUCCUCUACAGAAAACUCCGACCAUACCACCACACAAAGCCCUGAGAAUUCCAGACAUGAUCUCCGGGAAUCCAACAAGCGUCAGACGAUAAAACUUGGCGGUGGGGCGCUCCAUACAUCACCGAUGAGCCCCGAGGCUCCGCCGACCAGUGCAGGGGUCGCUCACGCGCACCUCAAACACAUACACAGCACUACCCCGAGACCCAGCGCCACUGUGCUCUCCACUAACUGGGUUGUGGAGGACAGCAGUGGGAGGGUGAGGCCCCAGAGAGUGACCUCUAUACGUCCACGUCAUAACGAACCUGAAAAGACAUUGGUUGCCGAUGUACACGAUGUACAGGAGCGGAAACGAGAACCCAACCCAAGGGCAGACAGGCUCUCCUUAGUAGAACAUUCACCUUCCAUCACUCUACUUUCCCAUCUCGCAACAAGCAGACCCGACAGUUUGCAGCACCGUCCUGUUCCCGAGCCCACAGUUUAUGAAGAACCGCGGACAGGAGGAGGUGGUUGCUACAGUACCAAUGACGUGGUGGUGGUGGUGUUUCUAACCUCGUUAGCAAACAUGGUGGCAUUCGUGGUGGUGACGGUGACGCUAUGCUGGUGCUCCCUCAGGGGAAGGGCGGCACCUCCUUCACGAUCCUCGCACCCGGAUGACGCCAGGCAGGACAGUGCUGACGACGACGCUGAGGAGACUGCGGUGCCAGAGGGGUGUCUGGAGGCCUGCCUGCCGGAUAUCUCGUACCAGCGACACCUGGCGCGUGGCUCCUCCAUCAGACCCUCCUUCGUAGUGGGUCGUGCCCUACGGCCCCUCGUGCAAGGCCACUCGCCCCGCCCGCUCUCCCAGGCCGUGCACGAGCUCCUCCACAAUCUGACUACGCAGACGGAAGUGGGAGAAGAGGGAGAGGAGGAUGAGGGGCAGGAACGGAGAGAAGAGAAAGGAAAGAAGAGAAGAGGGUGUCUUUUGAAGCGUCGCUCACUCUCCCUCGAGAAUCUUAUGCUCACCUGACCAUCUGUGGAAAGCCUCUGGUCUUCUUCCCCUGUUUUGUCUCCUUCCCCUCUUCCUCGUCCUUUGGCCUUAUCUCCUCAUCCUCCUUCUUCUCCUCAUCAUGCCCUAUCUUCCUCACCCACCCCUCUGCACAAGUCUCUUUACCCUGUUGUCCCCCUGUCACCUGUCGCUGAGUGCCCUUCCUCUUCCGCUGCCGUCCCUUUGCAACCUUCCCUUUCCCCGGCUGUUCAUUCCUUUCCGGUUUCCCCUAACACCUCUCCUUUCCAUCCUCCCGUGUCUACCCAUUGCUCUCCUGUUACUCGUUCUUUUUCGUCGCCUUCUUACCUUCCUACAAUCCGUUCGUGCUCCUCCAUUAUUCCACGUUCAAAUGUUUCACUGUUUUCGUCACCUUUCUCCUCCACACCCUCUUCCUCUUCUUCAUCUCCCUUAUUCCCACCUUCCAUGUCGGUGUUCGCUCCUCCUUCUCUAUCUCUACCUCCAUCUCUCAUUCCCCCUGCAUUGCCCCAUGCAUAGGAGAGAGAGAGAGAGAGAGAGAGAGAGAGAGAGAGAGAGAGAGAGAGAGAGAGAGAGAGAGAGAGAGAGAGAGAGAGAGAGAGAGAGAGAGAGAGAGAAAGAAAGAAAGAAAGAAAGAAAGAAAGAAAGAAAGAAAGAAAAUAAUCAGGGAAAGAGGAGGAAACAAUGAAAUUUGUAAGUACUAGUGUAAGUGUGAUGAGGAUACACCAGAUAAUAUGAAAAUGGUGAUUUGAUAAAAAGACUGAUGUGCGAGAACACAGAAUUGGUUAACAAGAUGGGAUUAGAUAAGAAAAAAAGACAAAAUAUUUAAAUGAUAAAAGGCAAUGAAAGGGUAAGAUUGUAUAAUAAGAAAUGUCGGAACAUGCAAGGAGACGUAAUAGCAAGAGAUGCAUGACUUUAUGGCUCUGUGAAACAUUUGCUGAAUGCAACACUAUAUGUUACAUCACCCGUUAACUGUUCAAGGUCACCAAUCCUGUCAUAGUGUUAUGUAACGUUGCUUAGCACAGCAGACGUGUAGCGUUACAGUUACGCAGUGCGUAACGCUGCGCGUCAUACGGAGGUAUUUCAUGUGUCACACAAAGUCUAAAGUGUUAGGCAUCACUACCUGCAGUGCAACAAUCUCUGACACCAUGUAUUUCAUCGUAUUUUUGUGUAGGACCGUGUCAUGUGUUGUAAGUCACGAUGUGUGACGCUAUACGUAUACGUAGAUAGGAUUACUCUACGCAACCGAAGGUUACUGUCGUCACAUAUGCUGCGUACAGGUAUGAAACGUUGCGUGACAAUGAGCGUCUCUGUCUGACACAUUGUGUGAUGUUGGUGCAGUUUUGAAAGCACGCAACACUGUACGGAGUAGUGCAUGGCCAUGUUAACACUGAGCCGUACUCUGGGGAUCACGUAGCACAGUACGGAGCCGUGCACGGCUAGAUGAGAUAACACUGAGUCCAUAUUGCAAAGGCAUGUAACACUGUGUGGAGCUGUGGUGCUAAGCCGCACUGGGGAGGCACGUGACACUGAGCAGAGCCGUGCAGAGCAAGGAUUCCGGAAAGGCAAUGCCGAGCCUUCCCGAAAGUUGCACUGGGAGUUCUUUGGCUGUGUUGAUUCCUUACUACAUUGCAAGACUGUAACCUCUGCCUCCCUUGUCACCCGAAGCAUCAGGCGUCAGCCACGAGGAAGCGAGGUGAUAAUGGUCUCCAUGGAUGAUCUGAUGUUCCCCUAACGGCGAGAAUGGCGGAGGUAAUGCCAAGUAAUUAGUCCUCCAAUUCCAGGCAGCGCGGAAGUUAGAGGACCACGGGUGCUGCAACACACGUCACCUCUCUCUCUGCCUUGUCAUUGCAAGAGCGAAAGAACCUGACUUAAAUUUUGUGCUCCUCGAGGACUACUACCGAAUCUCAUAUGUCAUUGUGAGGCAUUUGUUUUGCCUCAUGAACUUCGAGAGGAUCAUCACCAAACCUAUCAAGCCCACAUAUAUCAGUGUAGUCAUGUAGCCCCUAAGACGCGCAGCUGCAAUCUUAAUGUAUCACCCAGGGUGUUCUGCCUGUUAUCUGUGUUCAUUUUCGAGCACUAACUUUAACAAUUGGUUCCCUUUCCACAGUUGUAGACUGUAAAGUACCCGCGUUCUGGAGGUGCUAGGAAUGUGUAAAAUUUACCUUAGGAACAUUAUAGGUAGACUAUCACUUUGGUAUGAUAAACAUUUCUUCUAAAAAGAAGCUGAUAGUUGUGUCUAUUAAAAUAUGCAACAUAGUUUAGUGAUAGCUUUGUUUAAUGUAAGACUUGUUCAUACUGAAGUAAUUCGUGCAGGGACAUGUAGUUGAUUAUUUCUUGGAAAUCGUAAUAUUAGAUACAGGGGAAACUUUUUAAUUGCAAUGUUUCUACUUUGCCUUUUCUGAUCUAAAGUGACACACUAUUCUUCAUAACACAUGCCUUCUUUUUAUAUUAACUUGUAAUAAAAAAAAAAAUUAAGCGUUUACCAAA
Messenger RNA from Scylla paramamosain (green mud crab), 4803 nucleotides. RefSeq lists its product as uncharacterized. Lineage: Eukaryota; Metazoa; Arthropoda; Malacostraca; Decapoda; Portunidae. The record is from RefSeq and is a predicted model, not a curated record. The transcript is spliced from 4 exons. Bases 1 to 2319 code for a protein of 772 amino acids.